AUGGCCAAAGACAAACGGCGGAGGCCCGAACGUCAAACAAAGAACCUCCAGGCAGCCAAAAACGCAUCGAAGAACAAGGCUAAGCAGAACAAAGCUCUUCGUGCCAAAAAUGCCUCAUUGAGGGAGCACCUGGACGGACAGGCUCAGUUGGAACCAAUUUACGGAAUGAAUCAGCGUACCUCGACAGGCGCUUCAUCUGUGACCACGAUCAACGCAGACGUCGCAGAUCUAGCGGUUGCUUUGGGAGGAAUCUAA
Molecule: messenger RNA, 255 nt
Organism: Pleurotus ostreatus (oyster mushroom)
Lineage: Eukaryota; Fungi; Basidiomycota; Agaricomycetes; Agaricales; Pleurotaceae
Exons: 2
Coding region: 1-255 (84 amino acids)
Source: RefSeq, a predicted model, not a curated record